Molecule: messenger RNA, 1839 nt
Organism: Coprinopsis cinerea okayama7#130
Lineage: Eukaryota; Fungi; Basidiomycota; Agaricomycetes; Agaricales; Psathyrellaceae
Product: mannosyl-oligosaccharide 1,2-alpha-mannosidase
Exons: 15
Coding region: 1-1839 (612 amino acids)
Biological process (GO): N-glycan processing; carbohydrate metabolic process
Cellular component (GO): endoplasmic reticulum; membrane
Molecular function (GO): calcium ion binding; mannosyl-oligosaccharide 1,2-alpha-mannosidase activity
Source: RefSeq, a predicted model, not a curated record
AUGAGUGGUAACAUUCGCACACGGAAGGGACAGAAGGGAGGGAGGGGUUCUCAGGGAAAGGAGUCACCUAAAGCUCAGAAUGUAAAAAGCGCUGAAGCCAAUGGUCAUCAUGCACGAGCGUCCGAAGCGUCCUCGUUCCCUACAGGACUUGUAUGGAUCGCUGCUCUAGCUGGCUUGCUGGCGACGGCCUAUUUGGUACACAUUGGCUAUUAUAAAACAAAAGGGAAUGAACCAGAUAUCUUCGUUGCCCUUUUUGACGCAUGGAUAGGGUUCUCUGACCACAACGGAGUCGUCCAAACCUCGUCCAACACUCAACCUGAACCAAUAUCCUGGCUACCUGCAGACGAACCAAAACGUGACGCGGUAGUGAAAGCUUUCAAGUUUGCUUGGGGUGCAUAUGAACGCGACGCCAUGGGCAGCGAUGAAUACCAUCCUCUCAGCAAGGAAGGUAGCAACCUUGGCCCAGACGGAGGAAUUGGCUACAUGAUCAUCGACGUUCUGGAUACUCUGCAAAUUAUGGGUCUGCAAGAGGAAUACGCGCGGGCGCGAGACUGGAUUGCCAAUUCUCUUGAUUUCAAUAAGCGGGGAUCGUACAGCACCUUUGAGACCACAAUUCGUGUUCUGGGAGGUCUUCUCUCAGCUUAUCACCUCUCAGGCAACGAUCCUCUGUUCCUCGAAAAGGCUGAAGACAUUGGAGACCGACUUUUAUCAGCAUUUGAAGACAGUCCUUCGGGAUUCCCUCUCCCCUACGUCAAUCUCUUGGAAAGACAAGGCUACCACACCAAAGAUUAUCCUGGAACCGUCAGUGUGGCAGAAAUUGGGACUUUGCAACUCGAAUUCAAGUAUCUCAGCCACUUGACGGGGAACCAGGACUAUUGGAGAGUGGCAGAGGGAGUUAUGGAAAGGCUGAAAUCUUCGAAACUUCCUCAUAACCUUGCUUCCGUGUUCUUAAGUUACGAGGAAGGCCGUUAUCUCCCUUCCACUAUCAGCCUUGGAUCCAGAGGGGACUCUUACUACGAAUACCUCUUGAAGCAAUUUAUUCAAACUAACUAUACCGAGCAUAUUUACCAAGAAAUGUACCGCGACAGCAUGGACGGUGUCGAUCAAUACCUUAUACAACGAAGCCCCGGUAACAACUUGGUCCAUACCUCCGAACUCUGGCCGGAAGAAGAUGCGGAGGGCCAGAUAAACGAAUGGAGGCUCACUCCCAAGCAGGACCACCUUGUAUGCUUCCUAGGCGGUUCGCUCAUGUUAGGCGCUGUCAAAGCUCGUGCCCGAGUGGAACCAGUAUCACGACCUCCCCGUCAAGAAGAGCUCACCGAAGAAGGAUGGAGAGAUUGGAAGACUGGUCUUGAGUUGAUCAGAACAUGUAUGAGAACCCAUGAAACAGCAACCGGACUGUCUCCAGAGAUCGUCUAUUUCAGGGUACCGAGUGAUGGGAUGGAUUCGUACGAAUUUGCACCGCCGGACUGGUAUAUUCGAGGAGCUCAGCCUGGAGUACCUCCGCCAUACGAUGCUCGAUACAUGCUUCGACCGGAAACAGUCGAAUCGCUCUUUAUCGCCUAUCGACUUACGGGAGACAGUCUAUUCCGCGAACAGGGCUGGCAGAUCUUCCAAGCCAUCGAGAAGCACUGUCGAGUUGAAACCGGGGGCUAUGCGACCGUUCUCAAUGUAGAUCAGAAUCCUCCAGAGUUGGAGAACAAGAUGGAGACGUUCUUCCUUAGCGAAACCCUGAAGUAUCUUUACCUACUGUUCUCUGAUUCGAGUGUGAUUCCUUUGGAUCAAUACGUGUUCAAUACAGAGGCACACCCAUUCCCCAUCAUCGCGGGCAAUACCUGA